This is a messenger RNA of Lachancea thermotolerans CBS 6340, 1302 nucleotides long. It is a transcript of the gene RPT4, whose product is annotated as proteasome regulatory particle base subunit RPT4. The transcript has a single exon. Gene Ontology annotation, molecular function: ATP hydrolysis activity; ATP binding; proteasome-activating activity. Lineage: Eukaryota; Fungi; Ascomycota; Saccharomycetes; Saccharomycetales; Saccharomycetaceae. Gene Ontology annotation, biological process: positive regulation of RNA polymerase II transcription preinitiation complex assembly. The record is from RefSeq and is a predicted model, not a curated record. Bases 1 to 1302 code for a protein of 433 amino acids. Gene Ontology annotation, cellular component: cytosolic proteasome complex; proteasome regulatory particle, base subcomplex.
AUGAGCGAAGAACAAGACCCCCUCAUGGCUGCUUUCCAGAACGCCGAAGGUGCUGAUGGAAAUGCUACCAGCGAGAACAGAGCGUCAGGACGCGAAAAUGACACAGAACCAGCUCGUGUAGAGGUCGACCCUGCACAAGAAGCGCGCAACAAGGCGCUAACAGCAUUCAAAAAGAAGUUGACAGAGCAUAGGCGUUACGAGGACCAGCUUAAGCAACGCCGUCAGGGAAUACGAGACAUGGAGAAGGAGUAUGAGAAAACAGAAAACGAUAUUAAGGCCUUACAAAGUAUCGGGCAGCUCAUUGGUGAAGUUAUGAAGGAGCUUUCCGAAGAAAAGUAUAUUGUCAAGGCUUCGUCCGGUCCACGUUACAUUGUAGGUGUCCGCAACUCAGUUGACCGGUCCAAACUGAAAAAAGGGGUCAGAGUCACGCUGGACAUCACCACACUCACUAUUAUGCGCGUGCUGCCCCGUGAGACGGAUCCAUUAGUGUACAACAUGACUUCUUUUGAACAAGGUGAUCUUACAUUUGAUGGGAUCGGUGGUUUAACAGAGCAGAUCAGAGAGCUGCGUGAAGUGAUAGAGUUGCCAUUGAAGAAUCCAGAAAUAUUUCAAAGGGUUGGCAUCAAGCCUCCUAAAGGUGUUUUGCUUUACGGCCCCCCAGGAACUGGUAAAACUCUUCUUGCGAAGGCCGUUGCUGCCACAAUUGGUGCCAACUUCAUUUUUUCACCAGCUUCAGGUAUUGUGGACAAGUAUAUUGGUGAGUCCGCCCGUAUCAUUCGGGAGAUGUUUGCUUACGCCAAAGAGCAUGAACCCUGCAUAAUUUUCAUGGAUGAAAUUGACGCCAUCGGUGGUAGAAGAUUUAGUGAGGGUACUUCGGCGGAUCGUGAAAUCCAGCGUACAUUAAUGGAGCUUCUGACACAAAUGGAUGGUUUCGAUAACCUGGGCCAAACUAAGAUCAUCAUGGCCACGAACAGACCUGAUACACUAGAUCCCGCUCUACUGAGGCCUGGAAGAUUGGAUCGUAAGAUCGAGAUUAACCUGCCUAAUGAAACAGGCAGAUUUGAGAUUUUCAAAAUUCAUAGCGCUAAAGUGAAGAAGGCAGGCGAGUUCGACUUUGAAGCAGCAGUUAAAAUGAGCGAUGGCUUCAAUGGUGCAGAUAUCAGAAACUGUAUCACAGAAGCUGGCUUCUUCGCUAUUAGAGACGACCGUGACCAUAUUAUUCAGGAUGAUUUGAUGAAAGCCGUGAGGAAAGUGGCUGAAGUCAAGAAACUUGAAGGCAAGAUUGAAUAUCAAAAGCUUUAG